GGGCAAAUAAAACCCGCUCUAUUAACCAGUAGUUCCGAACUGGUAACUGACUUCUGAAUUUGUUGAUCCAUUGGCCUUCAUAAAUAGUUCGAAGAUUUGUCCGAGUAAAACGUAGCUUGUCUGUGUGAAUUAACGUGAUAAAAGCCAAAACCCCAUUCGAAAGUAACCUUAUAUUAAUCGGCUUUCGACCGUUCGUAACCUCGCAAUACCGAAGUCGAAAAGCUGGUUGAACUAACUAUACAGGUUUGGUUCUUCUUUUCGACAUUACGGAUCAUAUUUCGCGAAAUAUUAUUUUCCAUCGUUUAUAUUUUUCAUCUCCGCGUUAAUACAUAAAUUAUACGUAAACAUACAUAUACAAACAAUCGAGGAUGUGCGACAAUCAGAAAGAUGAACAAACAGACGAAACAACUCAAUCAAUCGAGUUGUCGUCAAAUGACAUUGAAAAAAUAGAAGAAGCCAAGCUUAGGGCCAAAUUCCCAAAUACUGGCGGACGCCCCAUUAGCGGUCAUUCUGCGUUUCUUCAGAAAAGAUUAGCCAAAGGACAAAAAUACUUUGAUUCUGGGGACUAUCAAAUGGCGAAACAAAAGUCAGCGGCGAAACCAAAACCUGCCGGUGUCCUACCAACAGGGGAUGCUAUCCCAACACCGGAAACUGUGCCACAACGGAAAACAUCGAUAAUUCAACAAAAAUUCAAUACAUCUACUAGUUCGUAAGGCAAAUUAUUGCCGUGCGUGUAACUUGGCACUGAAAGAAGAUUCGAUGUAUCGAUUCGUUCGUAUAAAAUCUAAACGCGUUUCACCAGCGCAAUCGCAUGGUGACCAGUCAUCCUCAACAAACAGUCAAAUGGACAAUUGGAUCCUGGCUGAGUUUUUUCUGAUUCAGUUUCUAUUCGUCUGUUUGUUAAUACAAUUUUUUUCCUAACUUUGAAUGAAAGUUUGCCAGUUCAUUGCUUCUGCAAUGACAAAUAUGGCAAACAUUACUAGAAAUUAUCACUUUGAGGACCUGACAGGCAGUAGUGAAGAAUCGUCCAGUUAUUUUUUACUCAUCGGCAUCAGCUAUACGAGAACGUUGGAAGAGAAAAUUGAUUCGUUAUUUUAUAUAGCAUUAAUUCUACAAAAUCUGUAUCAACAAUUGAAUUGAAGUUAAUUUAGAAUUGUAAAUGAGUAUGAUCUGCUGGUAAAUGACGCACCUAAUUGUUGAUUACUUACACACUGAAUCAGAUUAUAGCGCGACAUGCAUCUAUUAAAUAAAUAAUGCGCAUGCUGCAGCUUUGAUUUUAAUCUUGAUCUGCAUUUUGGAUACCGCUGUGAUUUGCUAAUGCUAUUUUUCUAUAAGAGUUUCGUUGUUACUUUGCAUUUUAUUUUAUUUUUUUUUUUUUCUCUUUUGUCAACAUACACAUGUCUUGUUAUCAUCAAGGUAUUCAUAUCGAUGAAGCUCAUUUAUCGAAACUUGAUUAUAAUUUGUAACGUAAUAGUUGCACAGCUACUAACUGUAUCUAGUUAUUAAUAUAUAUUAUCGUAAUAUCGCAAUUGUUUUAUUCUUUUACUCAAAUUAUAAUCCCUUGUCUUUAUUUUCCUAAAUCUUUUUCCAAAUAUGAAAGUAAUAUUCAUAUCAUCCUUAAAUGUAUCCACCGUUCAAUCGCCCGUGUAUAUUUAGUUUUAAAACUGUUCUUUUAUAACUAAAACAUGCAUUUGCACACGUAUAAUUAGUAAAAUGCAGGAAUUUGUUUAAAAAUCAAUCCAAUUUGAUAUCACGAGUUCUGACAUAAUUUUUUAUAGUUGCCUGUAAAGUUGGAAGGAAAAGAAAAGGAAAAAAAGUCAUGCGGAAUCUACAUCAGUUGAACCAUUGAAACUCAAAAUACACGGAGAGAAUAAAAGAGCAGAAUUUACUCGAAACUACAGAAAAAAAGGACACAUCAGGUUUUUUGGUUAAAUACACUUCGUAAAAUGCAGAAUUUACCCUAGAAACAGAAUUAAUCUGGUACGUAUAUAGAAAAAAAUAUAGUUGGCAUGGGUAUUUUUCACAAAAAACCUUAAUGUGUUUCUCUUUUCCUGCAGUCUGCUCUUUUUCUUCUGCCCAUGUUACUAUUCAGUUGACCUAACUACACCAAAUGAAAAUCAUUAAAAGUAACUAUACAUAUAUAGAUAGUAUUCCACCUGUGACAUCGAGACAAGUGAACGUGUUGCAGUAAGUUCUUUCGGUGGCAUAUUAUACUUUUUGUAAAAUAGGCUCAUCGUAACUAUUUUAUCUGAAUUUAGCAUAAAUGUGAAAAUAAAAUUAUAAUUUAUAACCAACGGCAUCAUUUUAUUAUGAACACUAUUUAUAUAUAUACACGGCUUCCUUUGAUUAUCAUCCAAUUAACAAAAAAAAAAUUUCGUCGCAAAUGAACCAGAGGCACUUCGAUCUCUUGAACUCACAACAUAAUUAUUGCACCUUCGUUAUUGUCUCUUAAGUACCCGAUUAUACUACAAUUACUUAAAUAACUUGCGAAUAAUAAUUUGUACCAAUUAUUUAGUAAUGUUUCAAUUUAAUCACUAAGUUUAUCCGAUUUACAAUUAAAACAGUAAGUUGAGUGAAAAUGUUUCCCUUCUUAUAGUUACCGCGAAAAUGAUAUGUAGGUCUGUUCUCAUAAGUAGGUACGUUCUGUCGUGGUUUAUUAUGCUAGAAUAAACUAAAUAAUGUACGUGAAAAGUAAGGAUUUCACCAUAAAAAUACAUAUUAUUAAAAAUAAAAACACAUAAAAUACACCGCGGUAUACUAUUUUGUGUAGGCCAAAACGGCAAUCAUAUUGUGUCGGCUCAGUUUGUGAUUGAUUUCGACCGAUCCCAUGUGUAAUAAUGGAAGUGGGGCUGCUACUCAAGAAACCUAGAGUUAUAACUGUGAUGUGUUGGCUAAAUAAAUUCACAAAUUUACUUAUAUCUCUCUACUGUGAUGGUUAUGCAGAGUCUCGGCAUGGUAUUAAUUACGGCUGUGCGAUGAAUCGAUCGAUUGACAAGACAAUUGAUCGCAGUCUAAGUGUAAAUGAUUCAUCGCACAGCCCUUGUAUAAA
Messenger RNA from Neodiprion virginianus, 3049 nucleotides. It is a transcript of the gene endos, whose product is annotated as alpha-endosulfine. The record is from RefSeq and is a predicted model, not a curated record. Gene Ontology annotation, molecular function: protein phosphatase inhibitor activity. The coding region runs from base 369 to 713 and encodes 114 amino acids. The transcript has 3 exons. Gene Ontology annotation, cellular component: cytoplasm. NCBI's taxonomy places the organism in Eukaryota, Metazoa, Arthropoda, Insecta, Hymenoptera, Diprionidae.